Molecule: messenger RNA, 234 nt
Organism: Penicillium olsonii
Lineage: Eukaryota; Fungi; Ascomycota; Eurotiomycetes; Eurotiales; Aspergillaceae
Source: the annotation of a GenBank genome assembly
AUGUUGAUCAAGGUCCGCACACUCACCGGCAAGGAGAUCGAGCUCGACAUCGAGCCCGACUACAAGGUCUCCCGGAUAAAAGAGCGCGUUGAGGAGAAGGAAGGCAUUCCACCUGUCCAGCAACGACUGAUCUUCGGCGGCAAGCAAAUGGCCGACGACAAGACCGCCGCCGAAUACAACCUCGAAGGUGGCGCGACGCUGCAUCUCGUCCUUGCUCUCCGUGGAGGCGCAUAG